Danio rerio (zebrafish) is the source of this 1799-nucleotide messenger RNA. RefSeq names its product coagulation factor C homolog, cochlin (Limulus polyphemus) (gene coch). Gene Ontology annotation, cellular component: non-collagenous component of basement membrane; extracellular region. Lineage: Eukaryota; Metazoa; Chordata; Actinopteri; Cypriniformes; Danionidae. The record is from RefSeq and is marked provisional.
GGAAUUACUUUAUUUUUUGUGUAUAAGCUUUUAAGGCUGAGGAAACGUCAUCCUACACAAAAUCUAAAUCUUCAUUAACCAUGUCGUUGUGGUUUGCUGUCCUUCAUGUUUUAGGUAUUCUCUCUUUGAGCUGGUGCACUUCUGGAUCUGAAUUAAAUGUUGCAACGCCGAUUAGCUGUGGGACUCGUGCGGUGGAUCUGUCAGACACACAUCUGCUGGUGCUCUGUCCAGCAAACUGCUCUCUGUGGAGCCUCUCAGUGUUUGGUUCUGGAGUUUAUGCCUCUAUUUCCAGCAUAUGCGGAGCAGCCAUUCACAGAGGAAUCAUAGGUCUGUCUGGUGGACCAGUGGAGGUUCACGGACUGCAAGGGAGGACAAACUACCUCAGCUCUUACGCUCAUGGUGUUCAGUCGCAGUCACUGUCGCAAUGGAGCGCAUCGUUCACUGUGGCCCGAACAAUUAGCUUGCCUUUGGAAGUGUCCAGCCAAACCAGCAGUUCUGCCACCGUCGCAUCUGGAGCAGCCAAGAAGCCAGUGAAAAAAAUAGUGAAGAAGCCUCCUCCAGCAACAGCACACAAAGAUUGUCCAGUUGAUAUGGCUUUGUUGCUGGAUAGCAGCUACAACAUCGGACAGCGGCGGUUCAACUUGCAGAAGAACUUUGUCAGUAAACUUGCAACCAUGCUGAAGGUUGGGACACAAGGUCCUCAUGUAGGAGUGGUGCAAACCAGUGAAACACCUCGAACUGAAUUCUACCUGACAAACUAUACGACAGCCAAAGAUGUGACCUUUGCCAUCAAAGAAAUCCCGUACAUUGGGGGCAAUACCAAUACAGGUAAGGCCAUACUGCACACCGUGAGGAACUUCUUCAGUCCGGAUUUUGGGGUGCGGAGAGGUUACCCACGGGUGAUUGUGGUGUUUGUUGAUGGGUGGCCUUCUGAUAAUGUGGAGGAGGCAGCAAUUUUAGCCAGAGAGUCUGGCAUUAACAUCUUCUUUGUGUCUGUGGCCAAGCCUUCCCCUGAGGAGGCAAGUCUGGUGAGCGAUCAAGACUUCAUGAGAAAGGCAGUGUGCAAGGACAAUGAGUUCUUCACCUUCACCAUGCCCAGUUGGUUCAGCACCAACAAGUUUGUAAAGCCACUAGCUCAAAAGCUUUGCUCCAUCGAUCAGAUGCUUUGCAGCAAGACGUGCUACAACUCAGUGGAUCUGGGCUUCCUGAUCGAUGGCUCCAGCAGUGUAGGUGACGGGAACUUCCGGCUGGUGCUGGACCUCCUUGUCUCUAUCGCACGUAGCUUUGAUAUCUCCGACAUUGGAUCUCGCAUUGGUGCUAUCCAGUUUACCUAUGACCAAAGGAUGGAGUUCAACUUCAAUGACCAUGUCUUGAAAGAUAAUGCUCUAAGGGCCCUGCAGAAGAUCCCAUAUAUGAGCGGGGGAACAGCCACUGGAGAUGCCAUUAACUUUGCUGUGCGGAGUCUCUUUAAACCCCGCUCAAGCUCCAACAGGAAGUUUCUCAUCAUCAUCACUGAUGGACAAUCUUACGAUGAUGUGAGAGUUCCAGCUAUGGCUGCCCAAAGAGAGGGAAUCACUGUUUACGCAGUGGGUGUUGCUUGGGCUCCUAUGGAAGAUCUGAAGGCGAUGGCGUCUGAGCCCAAGGAGAGCCAUGUGUUUUUCACUCGCGAGUUCACCGGGUUGGGACAGUUCCAGCAGCCCAUCGUCCGGGGCAUUUGCAGGGACUUCACAGAGUUCAAUUAGACAAUUUUGAGAUUUUCUUGAGUGCAAGAAUAUGAAGAAAUUCAACAAAAAAAAAAA